AUGAGUGACACGGGCGAGGACUCGAAGGCCAACAUCAAGCCCGAGGGUGCGUCCGACCCCAAUGUACUGAGCAUCAAGGUCAAGGAUCAGCUUGGAGGAGAGGUCGUGUUCAAGGUGAAGAAGUCCACCAAGUUCGAAAAGAUCCUGAACGCCUUCUGUCAGAAGAAGGCCGUGGCGAUCUCGGAAGUGAGGUUUGUGUUUGAUGGCACCAGGAUCAACCCAAGUAUGACACCAGAGGACAUGGAGAUGGAGGAUGGGGACACGGUGAGGCGAUGA
This is a messenger RNA of Auxenochlorella protothecoides, 276 nucleotides long. RefSeq names its product Small ubiquitin-related modifier 1. Gene Ontology annotation, molecular function: protein tag activity; ubiquitin-like protein ligase binding. Lineage: Eukaryota; Viridiplantae; Chlorophyta; Trebouxiophyceae; Chlorellales; Chlorellaceae. Gene Ontology annotation, cellular component: nucleus. The record is from RefSeq and is a predicted model, not a curated record. The transcript has 2 exons. Bases 1 to 276 code for a protein of 91 amino acids. Gene Ontology annotation, biological process: protein sumoylation.